Adineta steineri is the source of this 435-nucleotide messenger RNA. The record is from the annotation of a GenBank genome assembly. Lineage: Eukaryota; Metazoa; Rotifera; Eurotatoria; Adinetida; Adinetidae.
AUGAUCAUUAAAUGUAUCAAUGAUCUUAAUCUAACAACAUCAAAUUUAAUAGCACCAAAUACAACGGAAUCCAAUGCAACACCAUUAGUUAAUCCAACACCAUUAGUUAAUCCAACAUCAUUAGUUAAUCCAACACCAUUAGUUAAUGCAACACUAGUUAAUCAAACAGAAUCAAAUAUAAUACCCGGAAAUAUACAUAAACUCAUUACAGAAGUUUUUCAGAGCAAACUUGAAGAACUUCGACGUUCAGUCGAAGAUGAAAAUGGAACUUUACUUCAGUCAAAAACAUCUAAUGUUCUUUUUUACGAAGAAUGUAUAAAACGUUACGAUCCUAGUGGUUUGGAUCUAAAGGAUGUUAUUAACUCAUUACCAUUAGCAAAACGGACUAAUCAAUGUUUAUUCAACUUUUGUUUCAGUUGGAUAUUGAGUGAUUAA